Messenger RNA from Drosophila ficusphila, 2727 nucleotides. It is a transcript of the gene Pgant4, whose product is annotated as N-acetylgalactosaminyltransferase 4. The record is from RefSeq and is a predicted model, not a curated record. The transcript has 4 exons. Bases 229 to 2208 code for a protein of 659 amino acids. Gene Ontology annotation, cellular component: Golgi apparatus. NCBI's taxonomy places the organism in Eukaryota, Metazoa, Arthropoda, Insecta, Diptera, Drosophilidae.
AUUACCAGGUGAGUGCGGGAUGUGCGUCUUACACGUCAUCGGCCAGGGGACCGAGUGCCACUGAUUAAUAGUGCAGAAGCGUGUUUUGGACCCACCGAAAGUCGAACCUACUUGGCCGCCUUAUCACCGAAAUAACUCCAAGCCAUGAAGUCGCAAGGUUACCAAUUACACUAAUGGCUGUAUCUUCUGCCAGGUGUCACCAGGUAGGAGCCCCUUCGCUGCACAGCGAUGCCAGCACUCAGCGCUUUGGACUUCCGCCGGCAAGACGUUCCGAUGGCCAUGAAGAAGCGAUAUGUCAAACGGAUGGUGCGCAGGAUCGUCCUGUUCCUGGUGGCCAUCGCCAGCGUUUCCCUGGUGACCUCCUGGAUUGUGGAGCGGCGGAUGCGGCACUCGGCGGACCCGGGGGAGAAGCUCGACCCCAACGGCGAUCCCAUAACACCAGUCUUCAGAGCGGCCGACGUGCAUCCCACCCGCAAGGCGCCGCGACCUCCGUUCCAGGAUCGCAACUCCGUCGUGGAGCUGCCGAAGAGCGACAAGAUCGUGGGCUUCCGACUGCCGGAGCCUGAAGGAGAGCGCAAGGACUGGCACGAUUACGCGCAGAUGGAGGCGGACAGAAAAAGAUCCGGUUUCGGUGAGCACGGAGCGGCAGUCCACGUGGAAAACCCCGACGAUAAGGAGCUGGAAACCGAGAUGUACCAGCUGAACGGCUUCAAUGGCCUCCUUUCGGAUCGCAUCUCCGUCAACCGAUCUGUGCCGGAUGUCAGACUCGAGGCCUGCAAGAACCGGAAGUACCUGGCCAAGCUGCCCAACAUCAGUGUGAUUUUCAUCUUCUUCAACGAGCACUUCAAUACCCUUUUGAGAUCCAUCUACAGUGUGAUUAACCGCACUCCUCCCGAGUUACUCAAGCAGAUUGUCCUCGUGGACGACGGCAGCGAGUGGAUCAGCCUGAAGCAACCACUGAACCACUAUGUGGAUCAGCACUUUCCUCAACUGGUGACCAUAGUGAGAAAUCCAACGAGAAGAGGUCUCAUUGGAGCGAGGAUAGCUGGAGCCAAAGCGGCCCGCGGCCAAGUUAUGGUUUUCUUUGAUUCCCACAUCGAGGUUAACUACAAUUGGCUUCCUCCUCUGAUCGAACCCAUUGCCAUUAACCCGAAAAUAUGCACUUGUCCCAUUGUGGAUGUCAUUUCCCAUGCGGACUUUGCCUACACGGGUGGCCACCAGGAAGGAGCUCGUGGGGGAUUCGAUUGGUCGAUGCACUACAAGCAACUGCCCGUUCUCCCCGAGGACGCCGUGGACAAGUCCCAGCCGUUCCGAAGUCCCGUGAUGAUGGGCGGCCUGUUUGCUAUCAGCACGGACUUCUUUUGGGACCUGGGCGGCUACGACGACCAGCUGGACAUCUGGGGCGGGGAGCAGUACGAGCUGAGCUUCAAGGUGUGGAUGUGCGGCGGCAUGUUGCUGGAUGUUCCCUGCUCGAGGGUGGCGCACAUUUUCAGGGGACCCAUGAGGCCAAGGGAGAACCCAAGGACACACAACUUUGUGGCCACGAACCACAAACGGGUGGCUGAGGUGUGGAUGGACGAGUACAAGGAGUACGUGUACGCCCGCAACCCAGGGACCUACGAGAACCUGGACGCCGGGAACCUGACCCGGCAGCGCGGGGUUAGGGAGCGCCUGAGGUGCAAGAGCUUCCACUGGUUCAUGACGGAGGUGGCGCCCGACUUCCUGGAGAAGUUCCCCCCCGUGGAGCCGCCGAGCUACGCCCACGGAGUGAUCCAGAACGUGGCCAACCAGCUCUACUGCCUGGACAGCAUGGGCAGGGGAAACCACGAGGCGGUGGGGAUGUUCGCCUGUGCGGAGAACAAGACCAACCCGCAGCCGAAUCAGUUCUGGGAGAUCUCCUCGCACCGCGACGUGCGGAUGAGGCACUUCGACUCCGUUUGCCUGGACGUCCAGCAACAGCCGCCGAACGCCACGGUAUGGAUGUGGAACUGCCACAGCCAGGGGGGCAACCAGUUCUGGUACUACGACAGGGAGACCCAGUGGCUGAUCCACGGGGGAACCGAGGACCGCUGCAUGGAGGGACUGCUGGAGGACGGCGUGGCCUCCGUGGUGGUCAACCACUGCGAGAGGGACAACCCGCGACAGCGCUGGCAGUUCGGGUUCGUCAACCACACGAUGAUGGACAGCUUCUUCGAGGGACUGAAGUAGUCGUCCCUUGAACAAGCCACUCCCACUUAAGUAAACUAUACGUAUAGUACAGCCACAUGUCGAUCGGCCGAGUUCGGGGACCCCGCUCGUCACGGGUUUAGUUCAUUGAUCGGUGCGAAGGUUCCUCGAAAUAAGUUCGCCAAGUAGAUUUCAUUCUUCCAUUAAUUCUUGCCCCAUGCAUUAUUGAUAUAUGGCAGCGGAAAGUGAAAGAUCUGGACGGCCAGAUCGCAAUCGGAGCGAAGAUUCUGUCCGAUCGCAAGCCACAAACUCUGCGUUUUAUUCGCUGUGCAUACACUAUCUUUAGGUAUUUUGAAGAGGGGUAUGGUUGUAUCUAGAAAAUUUAUACCUCACCUUAUACGCAUUUCUUUAUUGACAGUAAUAUGACUCAGAUAUAUACGUAAGUUCAGUUUUUGUUGUAUUUUUGCCUUUGCUAAACGAAGUAUUAACUAUUUAAUCAGUUCUGUAAAAGAUUCUCUAAAUAAACCAUUCGUAAGGGCAUUUGAUGCUCUCUGUAGUAUA